AUGGCUAGAACCAGAUCCAAGGGCCCCGCCUCACCGGUAGUAAAUAAGGUUAAAGAGUCAGACAAAGUUGCCAAACCAAAAAAAUCACCAAAGCCAACCAACAAAAAGGACCAGAAAACUCAAGCUCAGGUUAAAUUGACUGAAUCAGAACAGAAUGUUGCACCCUCUGUAAUAAGUAACAAGGUCACCAACAAAGCUAUCUCCGAGCUCAAGGGUUACAUCCAGAGAGAAAAGUCUAGGAGAGAACAAGAAACAUCUCAAAACCCAUCCUCCAAAUCUCAAUUGUUUGGCGAAGAUGAUGCCGAGGAUUCAACAUUAACCCUUAUUGUCGAAUCAAAAAAGUUCUUUAGUUCAAAACCUCAAUUCAAACCCAAGACCAUUAAAUUAUCCAAAUCCAUAAAUGAUGCAUCAUUAAAAUCUUGUUUGAUACUUCGUGACCAACUUGUCAAGUCAGAUGAAGAAAUUGAAAAAAUCGAAGAAGCAAACUUGCCCACGAUUUCGCAAAUUUUGCCGUUACAGUCGAUCAAGACUGAAUAUAAACCAUUUGAAAAAAGACGUGAGUUGCACUCCAGUCAUGAUUUGUUUUUUGUUGAUGAUGCUGUAUUGAAUACCAUGCCAUUUUCAUUGGGCAAGAUAUUUUAUGAAUCAAACAAGUACCCUAUUCCGUUGAGAGUCACAACCUCGAGUAAUAACAAAGAAUUGUCAUUAACAACUUUAUCAAAUCAAUUGGAAAAGCUUUUGGCUAGUACCAGUUAUUUACCACCACAAGGAACAACUGUAUCCAUUAAAAUUGGUUCCAUUAAUGAUGAAUUCUCACUCGAGGAUUUGAACAAGAAUAUCAACGCUGUUGCAUCCAGCUUUGAACUUAAUACUAUCAAGUCGAUCAUGUUGAAAACUCCAAACUCACCUGCCUUGCCAUUGUAUUAUACAGAUAGCUUGUAUGAUGAGGAUGAUAUACUAGUUGAAACUAAGGAGAGAGAAACAUUUAAAGGUGAUGAGCUCUCGGCUUUUGAAAAGGGAUUAUUAGAAUUAGGAGAUGCAGAAAUGGUUGCUAAAGCCAUUGGUAAAAAAUUGGGGGAGAAAAAGAAGGAGAAAGUUAAGGGAAAGGUAAAUUAUCGCAUAUUGUUUCCUGAAAAGAAUUAUAAAGUAGGCAGAAAUGAUCAAUUAGAUUUCGUGUUUAAUUCACGUAAAUCGGCAAGAGAAUUGUUGGAGCUUAUAAUGGGCCCUCCAUCAUCUGCAAAGACACCAUUGAGUCUAUGUAUCCAAUCUCGAGCAAAGACGAACGUGAAUGGAGCGAUAUUACGACUAAGUAAAGGUGAAAGUCCGAAGGAAAUUGAUUACACCAAUUGCACCAAGAUAACAAUUACAGUUGAGCCCGAUUCAGACCUGGAGUUGAAGGACUUUCCUAUUAUUAUUGAGUGGAUAGAGGUUAAAUUAUUUGUCGACACGGAAGAUGACAACAUCAAAGAGUUGAAACGAUCAGGGAUAGAGUUCGCGUUUGUUGAGGAUAUACUGGAUGCAACCCAUUUCUACACAGCUCAAGCCAUGCCAAAUCUGGUUCACUUCAAAAAUGCUGUAGUUAGAGGGAUACCAAUAGUUAAUGACUCCUGGGCUAAAAGUGUCCUUAAAAAACCUAAUAAUGUCAACAAGUGGUUGCUCAAUUGUGAUUAUUCCCUAUAUCUUCCCAAUGAAAACAGUGCGUAUUUACCUGAACCAAGACGAAAGCUUCUCGAUACAAAGUUAAUAUCCUUUGAACCUGUAGAAUGGUUGGAUGUGAUAGUAGUAGAAAAGAGCGAGGAUGAGAUACAGUCAAAAGUGGGUACCGAUCAGUUCAUUUUAAUCAACACCUUCAGUGUAUUUGGAUUUCAAGCAGUGCAUCAGGCUGAUAUCUGGAAUAAAGUUGUAUCCAAGACAUUGGACACUAUACCAACAAAUAGAAUUCAAGAGCAAUCACAGAAAAGACAAGCUUCAACCGAGACGGGGUCUAGUUCUCGGAAACGACGAAGGUAUGAAAAGGUGGACAAGCUUCAUUUCUUUUCACCUAGCGCUACUUCAAUACCGGUUAUUGAGAGCCAAGAUGGUACGACACCCCUAGAGCUGGCUAAGGAACAAAAUACCAAGCCUGCAAGUAUUGGAAAACUAGUUCAAAAGCCUGUUGUGUCUACACCCAUCGAGGCAGGAAAAGUCAAAGAAGAACAGCCCAAACCAGAAGUAAUUCCGGUAUCCCCCGAGCCAAAUGAUGAGGACCACCAGAAUCCGAGAAAGAGGAGGGGCGAGUCGUUUACAACUCACAGACCACCAAAGCUUCCCAAGUUUGUUCCAAAAGUAUCAUUUGCUGAUGCCGUGAUGAAAACAAAAGAGAAGACGAGAGAGUUGUGGGAAAAAGAGAUGGGAAUACUGGAAGAAUCCGAGGGAGUUACCGCCAACUUGUCAAAUUUGGCCAUCGUGGAGGUUGUUGAUGUACCAAUCAGAAAAAGACAAAGAGAGUACGAAAAAGCUACUAAUGCAACCACUACAGUAGGAAAGAACUUUAAAAAAUUUGUCAAAAGUGUGCCAGUGAAGCGACAACAGUCACGCCCACAUAUUGAAAUGGUUAUUGAAGAAACUACUAAUGUGUUACUACCUAAGCCAAAGCACAAACAUACCACCACCAUGGAUGAAGAUUUCAGUGGUGCAAUGAGUGAAGUACGAGGAUAUGAACCAAACACCCUAUUUGUCCCCGAAGAUGACUCUGAUGGUGGUUAUGAAGAAUCUAUCACCCAACCAUUUUUAAUGAGUCAAGAGAAUGCCAGUAGUACAGGAAGAGCGCCGAGACUAAAUUAUAAGAGCAACCAUGAUGAUAGCAGCGAUGGUGGCGGUGAUGACAAUGAAGAAGAAGAAGAAGAUGAUGACGACGACGAUGAUGAUCAACCAAAGUUCGGGUUUAGUCGAUAG
Molecule: messenger RNA, 2934 nt
Organism: Lodderomyces margitis
Lineage: Eukaryota; Fungi; Ascomycota; Pichiomycetes; Serinales; Debaryomycetaceae
Product: ribosomal L1 domain-containing protein
Exons: 2
Coding region: 1-2934 (977 amino acids)
Source: RefSeq, a predicted model, not a curated record